Molecule: messenger RNA, 1445 nt
Organism: Cherax quadricarinatus
Lineage: Eukaryota; Metazoa; Arthropoda; Malacostraca; Decapoda; Parastacidae
Source: RefSeq, a predicted model, not a curated record
GUGUGUUUAUUGCGAGGUGCCCAGGGCACGUAGUCAGUCAGACAUGCUGGGGUAUCAGUCCUCUCUUGCGAUAGUGUUAGUGACUGCAUUGUUGUCUGACGCAGUACCUGUCUUGUUCUACAAUCAGAACUACAUCGACAGAGAGAUCUUCCCAGACCCGGAUGACAUCAUUGACUUCUUUCCCCCAGAACUGGUCCAAGGUCCAAAAACAUAUCCUGACUUCCUGGAUGGUGAAGAAGAGGUCUUACUCGCGUCUAAGAGAGAACCUGGACCUACUGGAAAUGGAUCUUUGAAGCUACAGCAAGCAAUUGCUUCCGGCACGUCAAAGGCCACUGACGGAGCCUCUGGAGUGGAAGUUGGGAACGAAGCAGGAGCAGAAGCAGAAGAUCAUGCGGCAGACAGCAGUUCCUUCUUUCCUAGGAUCACUGACAGUGAUCCAACUCCACUCUUAGCAAUGUCAUUUGCCGAUGAAUCACAACACAUUCCAGUGGAAACUGAAGGCUUGGACCAAGAAGAGGAGAACUACACAGCACUUGCCGGAACACCCCCUGGGGAUGACUCAACACCUGCUAGAACACUGUCGGAAGAUAACUCAACACCUGCUAGAAUAUCUCUGGAAUCUGUUCCAGCAACUGGAUUUCAUUUCGACCACAAACCAGAGACCGUAAUAGAUAUUGGGACAUCCACAUCAGGAGGUCCCUCCCUCCCUGACAACUCUUGGAUUAGAGAAACAGGUGUAACUGCAGUAACAACGGAAGCAACGCCACCAACAACUGAUGCAACACCAGCAACAACAGAAAUAACAACAGCAGCAGCAAUAAGAGAUAUAGCAACAACAGCAACAGAAGCAACAGAAGUAGUUAUUCCUGUUGACUUGAAUCCUCAACCUGGAACAGAAAUCCUUCCUGAGCUUGAUCCAAAUCCUCCAACCAAUGUACCAAUGCAGGAAGAUCCUCGAAUGGUACCUGAACAACCCAGCCAACAGAACCUGGUGCUAACACAAGAUAUACCAUUGGGUUCUAGUCCAAUACUCACCCUUGAGGUACCACUGGAAUCAAAUCCAUUCCUUCCACCUGAAGAGCUAUUGCAGCAAACUCAAGAACCAUUGGUACUCGAUGGUACUCAGGUCCCAUUGGAGGUUAACCCAGAGCCUUUGGUCCCAUUCGAGGAGGGACCUGUAGCUGAAACUGAACAUGUGGCUCCAUUGGAUGUUGAAAUGGCGUCUACUAUACAGUACCAUUGGAAUUAAUCCUCUCAUCUACACCUGUGGACCAGUCUGAAAGUGUACACUGGGUCACAGUGGUGAAUAAUCCAGCAGUCGCGUCUCGAGUACCUUCAGAGAACGAGCAUCUGCCUGCACCAUUGGAACUGCAUGAAUCGACUGCAAACGAGGCACCUUUGGAAGAGGAACAAGCAGUGGUACCUGACUUGGUGGAUAUAGGAGC